Racocetra persica is the source of this 1020-nucleotide messenger RNA. The record is from the annotation of a GenBank genome assembly. Lineage: Eukaryota; Fungi; Glomeromycota; Glomeromycetes; Diversisporales; Gigasporaceae.
AUGGCACUUGCACCUACUAUUGGUCUAGUUGCACUCACCAAGGUUAUAGUUAAAGACAUAACGACCAUUUAUGAAAAUGCGCAAUGCAAUCAAUAUAUUGCCAAAGCAUUAAUUGACCGAACUAAGACUGCGGAAUAUUUCUUAGAUAUAUUAUCUAGAAGUGAAGAACAUGAGACUAUCACCAAGAUUAUAGUUCAAGAAAAGGUUGAAAUUUAUGAAAAUACAAAAUAUACCGAAUAUACCUGUCAAAUACUUUCUGAAAGUAACCCAGUUUUUUCAGAAAGAAAUUUCUAUCUUGCCACUCAGAGGUUCAAAAAUACGUUAAAUCAGGCCAAGAGUUUUGCGGAAGAAGUAACCAAAUUUAAGGGAAUAAAAAAAUAUUGGAAUGCUAAUUAUGCGAGAAAAAAAUUUGAUAAGUUAAUGAAAGAAUAUGACGAUUACAUGAGUGAUUUGAAUACUACCGUAACAAUAACAAACGCAGUUCAGCACAUGAUCGAUAUGAAGAUAGUUAUAAAACAAUUUGAAAAUCUUGAUAAAUAUCUUAAAAAUAACAAAAAGAGUACUGACAAUAUAACUAUUCAGGAAUUAUCUUGUAAUCAUAACCAAUCAUUAACAGUCAUUGAUUCAGAAGACUUAAGUGAUCCUGCCAUUAUAGAAAAAAAAAUCUCCAAUAACUCCGUUUUUAAAAAGUUAUACAAAAAAAAUAUUGAAGUAGCAUGUAAACCAUUUAAACCUACCAAAGGCCGUGCAUCAGAAUGCACAACACCUAGCGAUCAUUCCCCUAGCAGUUGUUUAGGGCCUAAACAAGAUAAUCCAACAGAAUCCGAAGAACUACAAAGUUCUAAUAUAGAAGAAGAUUCUUCAAUGACAAAGACUAAUAAUGGUUAUGAUGUCGCUCAGUAUAAUCUUGGUAUUUAUUAUUUACAAAAAGAUCAACAAAUGGCAUUGAAGUAUUUAAGCCUAGCAGCUUCGAGAGGUAAUAAUGAUGCUAAAGAAAAAUUAGAAGAGCUAAAAUCGUAA